GUUGCGCAGUCCGCUCAGUGCUUUGCAAAGCGCUUCCAUCCCCUCAUAAUAUUCCCAUCCAUCCCUUUCAGAUAUUAUACUGUGCUUGGCUUUAUCAUGCAUGACAGCCAUGUUAUCCAGCUUGUCCUGCUGCUCUCCCUUCUCUGCAUCGGAUUGACUGCCCAGUCUGAGCUGGAGACAGAUGAAGUGGUUCCCAGGCUGCUGUCCGGACAGGAGGCGCACCUGUCCCCAGACCAGACCCGGCGUGCCCUGCGGCGCCGCGGCCAGCGCUCCCUGGACGCCCCGGGGGGAGGUGACCCUGACCCGGAUAACUUAGUCCUGUCACUGCCUGCCUUUGGAAAGAACUUGUACUUAAAUCUGAGAAGGGACAGCACGUUUCUCUCGGGGGAUUUCGUGGUGGAGGAGAGGCAAAAGGACCAGAGCGCAAAAGUGUCCCGCAUCUCCAAGGACCGACUCUGCUUUUACUCGGGAUGGAUUGUCAAUCACACCGACUCUCUGGCAUCACUUAGCACCUGCGGAGGCUUGACCGGCCUUGUCCAAAUAGGGAAGGAGAGCUUGUUUAUCCAGCCGGUCAGUGAGAAUGACCCAUCUCAGUCAUUUUCUGGACUUAAACACCGACUGGUCCGACAUCGACGCUCGGCCAUGUCCGGAUCUGCUCCAGCCCCGGAAGCGGAGCAUAACACUGCCGCUGACCAGCCCGAGUACUGUGGUACUGUACAAGGGAAGAAGAAGGAGAAGAGGUCAAAAGUGAGUGAGGAAGGUCGGGGGAAGAGGAAUGCCAUUCAUCUGAAUGAAGUGUACACUGUGGAGACGGUGGUGGUGGCCGACUCCAAUAUGGUGCAGUACCAUGGCGCUGAGGCAGCACAGCGGUUCCUGCUGACUGUCAUGAACAUGGUCUACAACAUGUUCCACCACCAGAGUCUGGGAGUCAGGAUCAACAUUCGCGUCACCAAGCUGGUGUUGCUUCACAGCCGCCCAGAAAAGCUGAAGGUGGGCCAUCAUGGGGAAAGGUCUCUGGAGAGCUUCUGUCAUUGGCAGUAUCAGGAGUUUGGGGGCCCCCGCUACCUUGGUACCAACCAUGUGCCUGGAGGCAGGGAUGACAUUCCACCUGUGGACACUGCUGUGCUGGUCACCAGGACAGAUUUCUGCGUUCAUAAAGACGAACCCUGUGAUACUGUGGGUAUUGCUUAUCUGGGAGGCAUUUGCAGUGCCAAAAGGAAGUGCGUGUUAGCAGAGGACAACGGACUCAACCUGGCCUUCACCAUCGCUCACGAGCUAGGACACAAUAUGGGGAUGAGCCAUGAUGACGACCACGCCACUUGCACCGGGCACUCCCACAUCAUGUCUGGCGAAUGGGUGAAAGGCAGGAACCCCAGUGACCUAUCUUGGUCUUCUUGUAGCCGUGAUGAUCUGGAGAACUUCCUCAGGUCCAAAUCCAGUGUUUGCCUACUACAUACAGACCCCAGGAGCCGCUACCAGGUCCGACUACCUCCCAAGCUGCCAGGCAUGCAUUAUAGUGUUGAUGAACAGUGCCAGAUCCUGUUUGGCACUAAUGCCACGUUCUGCAAUGACAUGGAGCAUCUGAUGUGUGCCGGCCUGUGGUGUUUGGUGGAGGGAGAUACAUCCUGUAAAACCAAACUGGACCCUCCUCUGGAUGGGACGGAGUGUGGAGCUGACAAGUGGUGCAGGGCGGGGGAGUGUGUCAGUAAGACUCCCAUUCCCCAGCAUGUGGACGGUGACUGGAGUCCAUGGAGCCAGUGGAGCAUGUGCAGCAGGACCUGCGGUACUGGAGCCCAGUUCAGACAGAGGAAAUGUGAUAACCCUCCACCUGGUCCUGGUGGUCGACAGUGUCAGAAGGCUAGUGUGGAGCAUAAGGCCUGUGAAGGCCCUCCCUGCCCCAAGGGGGCGCCCAGCUUCAGAGACCUACAGUGUCUCUCCUACGACCGAAAUGCCAGCAAGAAGAAAGCCAGCAUGCUGACCGCUGUCAUUAAUGAUGAGAAGCCAUGUACAUUGUUCUGCAGCCCAGUGGGACGAGAUGUCCCAGUCCUGAUGGCUGACAGAGUGAUGGAUGGGACGCCUUGUGGACCCUACGAGACCGACCUGUGUGUAAACGGCAGGUGUCAGAAAAUCGGCUGCGAUGGCAUCAUUGGCUCGUCAGCCAAGGAAGACCGCUGUGGUGUUUGCAAUGGAGACGGACGCUCCUGCAAGAUAGUGAGGGGGGACUUCAACCACACCAAGGGCAUGGUCACCACUAGGCAGUGUAAGAGGGUUUCUACCUGUGUGAUGACUAAACCCAGAGCUGUCCCCAAGUGUUUCUCAUGCUAUAUCGAGGCAGCAGUCAUCCCUGCAGGCGCCAGGAGAAUCAAAGUUGUGGAGGACAAGCCUUCCCACAGCUUUCUGGCCCUGAAAGACUCCUCCAAAAGGUCCAUCAACAGCGACUGGAAGAUCGAGCUUCCAGGAGAGUUUCAGCUGGCCGGGACUACGGUGCGCUAUGUGAGGAGGGGAUUGUGGGAGAAAAUGUCCGCCAAGGGGCCCACCAAGAGCCCGCUGCACCUGAUGGUGCUGCUCUUCCACGACCAAAGCUAUGGGAUCCACUAUGAGUACACAGUGUCUCUGAACACAAGUCAGGAGAGGAGCAUUGAGGAGCCCAAGGAGCCAGAGCAUAUCUACAUCUGGACUCACAGCAGCUGGCAGGACUGCACCGUGCAGUGUGGAGGAGGGGAAAGGAGGACUGUGGUUUCCUGUAUGAGAAUAGCCAAUAAGACCAUGGAGCUGGUCAACGACAGCCACUGUCAACCUGAGAACCGGCCCCAGCCCCAAGUACGACCCUGCAACAGUCACCCCUGCCAGUACCGGUGGGUGACAGGCGAGUGGGGGUCGUGCUCGGUGACCUGUGGGAAGGGGCUUCAGCAGAGGGAGGUGGUUUGUGUUUACCAGCUACAGAACGGCUCGCUCAUCCACACCAGGGACUUGUACUGCCAAGGAGGCAAACCCCCCGUCCUGCAAGGCUGUGAGGGACGCCUCUGCCUCACCAUCUGGGAGGCUUCCGAGUGGUCCAAGUGUUCAUCAGACUGUGGUCGAGGGGUUCGCAGACGGACGGUUUCCUGUACAAACCCCCAGGGCCUGUGUGACCCGCUAUCCCAGCCUGCUCAGGAGGAGCCCUGCGAGGACCACUCCAAAUGUUACGAAUGGAAGACUGGAGACUGGUCCAAGUGCUCAUCAUCAUGUGGGAAGGGCCUGCAAUCCCGAGUGGUCCAGUGUAUGCACAAGGUGACUGGUCGUCAUGGUAAUGACUGCCCAGCCACGUUAAGACCCCCAACCUACCGACCUUGUCACCAUGGCACCUGUAACGAGAAAAUCAACGUGAACACCAUCACCUCCCCCCGGCUAGCUGCUCUGACCUACAAAUGCAUGGGGGACCAGUGGACGGUGUACUGCCGGGUGAUCCGGGAGAAGAAUCUCUGUCAGGACAUGAGGUGGUACCAGCGCUGCUGUGAAACCUGUAGGGACUUUUAUGCCAACAAAAUACUGCACAAGAGCUAAUGACCAAAUGCACCCACGUUUCCUCCAAAUAGUGCUCCCUUUUGUAAAUGUUUUUACUAUUGUUCAAUGUUGUUAUCAAAAGCAAUUACUAUUACUGAUGGAACUUUUUGUAUUUACAAAAGAAUAAGGCAAGCGAGCAAAUGAGUGUACAUUUUAAGUGGGGUCAUAAGCUUCUAGUUUUGAUGAAGACUUGAAAAUGUUCAAUAUUUCUUUUGCUGUACACCAAAAAAAAAAAAGAAAAAAAAAAAAAAGCAUGUGACUUUCUGAGGAGCCUUUAAAAAAGCCAGUCUGGGUGGCUUUGUUGCACAGAAUGAUUCAAAAUGAGUGCUAGAUGAUGAAGUACACUUUAUCUGGCGAGUCUAGCAGAUAACAUGGGAGCAUCAUCUAGCCAGACCUUGUCUCCUCCCCCAUCCUCCUUGACUAUUCUCUUCUUUUAUGUUUUGCUCUAUUGUACUGUAUUAUAGCUGAUUGUUGCAAUUUCAAAUAAGUAGUAUAAUGUAAUUAUAUAAGUUGAAUUACUAUACUUAACUAUUAAUUAAGUAUGUUAUAGUUGGUAAUGAUAAGUAUUGACCAGGAGCCAUGAUAGAAUACUUUAGAAUUACAGUGAAACAACCAAGCUAAUGACAGGAGACCCACUAAUCCACAGGCCUGUUGGACGGCCUUGGACAGCUCAUGUAGCAGAGCCUGGUUCUAGCAUAAAACUACACUCUAAGGGUACGCUUUCAUGGUUUUGGUCCUUUUCCAUUGAGUUGCAGUUCAGCUGAUUGACU
This is a messenger RNA of Myripristis murdjan (pinecone soldierfish), 4313 nucleotides long. It is a transcript of the gene adamts17, whose product is annotated as ADAM metallopeptidase with thrombospondin type 1 motif, 17. Gene Ontology annotation, biological process: extracellular matrix organization; proteolysis. Bases 97 to 3543 code for a protein of 1148 amino acids. Lineage: Eukaryota; Metazoa; Chordata; Actinopteri; Holocentriformes; Holocentridae. Gene Ontology annotation, cellular component: extracellular matrix. The record is from RefSeq and is a predicted model, not a curated record. The transcript is spliced from 24 exons. Gene Ontology annotation, molecular function: metalloendopeptidase activity.